AUGGACAGUAAAGUCAGCAAGCCAGUGAGGAGAGAGAAAGCUAUGCUUCCACCAAGGAGAGGUCAGCUGACAGCCAAGGUAUUUGAGGAAUUGGUAGAGUCAGUGAUGAACAUGACAACAGGAGGGUUUGGAAAAAAGAACCAAGAUAGCCAUGGCCAAAGCUCAGAUUCUUCAAAUCUGCGGGGAAGCGGAAAUGGUUCUGAUGGAAAGAGUCAUGUUCGAAGAGAGUUAGGACAGUUGAAGGAGUUCAAGCUUUUUGUUGUUCAUGUAUUGGCUUGGCUUGGAGCUUCGGUGACCCCGGUUAUGGAGAUCACUCAGGUUGGCAAGAAAUUCGAAGUGAAGGUGUCUGAUGAUGAAGUCCCAACAACUCAAUUUUCAACCAUCGAUCAUCUACGAAAAUAUGACACCAAUUGGCUCCUAAUGGUUAAGGUUCUUCGGAGAGGAACAAUAGUUACUUUCAAUAACAAUAUGUGCUCCGGAGAACUUUGGAAGGUUAUUCUAAUUGAUGAUGAGGGAGCAAGAAUUCAAGCUCUAAUGUUUACCGAUGCAAUUGCCAAGUUUGGAGACUUGUUUAAUGAAGAUAAGACGUAUCUCAUUUCUAAUGGAGUAGUGAACUCAACAAAUAAAAAAUUCAGCAAUGUACACAAGGAUAUUGAAUUGUCACUCACAAUCAAUACCAAUGUGCAAGAAGCCGAAACCGAAAUACUACCCUAUCAUAAGUUCUAA
Ilex paraguariensis (yerba mate) is the source of this 726-nucleotide messenger RNA. The record is from the annotation of a GenBank genome assembly. NCBI's taxonomy places the organism in Eukaryota, Viridiplantae, Streptophyta, Magnoliopsida, Aquifoliales, Aquifoliaceae.